Brachypodium distachyon (stiff brome) is the source of this 432-nucleotide messenger RNA. RefSeq lists its product as uncharacterized. Lineage: Eukaryota; Viridiplantae; Streptophyta; Magnoliopsida; Poales; Poaceae. The transcript is spliced from 3 exons. The record is from RefSeq and is a predicted model, not a curated record. Bases 28 to 432 code for a protein of 134 amino acids. Gene Ontology annotation, molecular function: nucleic acid binding.
ACUAUUUGUGUUUCUGCUUGGGAGUAUAUGCAUAGGUUAAGGGGGGCAUGGGAGCUGAAGCCAUCCAGAUCUGUUGACAGGGCCAAAAGUCAGGAGUACUUAGUAAAAUAUGUACUCCCGGCUAUUAAGGAAGCAGCAAGGGGUGGUUGGGACAUUAGGAUGGUAUUUCAACCACCUAAUUCACCCGACACAAACAUAUUAGAUCUUGGAUGGUUUGCGUCCAUUCAAGCAAUGUUCCAUAGGAAGAUGCCAAAGACCCUCCAUGAGAUUGUCCAAAAGGUUCAGGAAUCCCUUGCCCAGUAUCCCCAUCAAAAGCUCAAUAGGAUCUGGUUGAGUCACCAAGCGUGCAUGAGGGAGAUAAUCAAGCACAAGGGCUCUAUCCACUUCGCUUUGCCUCAUAUGAGAGACAAGGUCUUCUUCCGGUUCGUUUGA